This is a messenger RNA of Selaginella moellendorffii, 915 nucleotides long. Its product is annotated as proline-, glutamic acid- and leucine-rich protein 1-like. The record is from RefSeq and is a predicted model, not a curated record. NCBI's taxonomy places the organism in Eukaryota, Viridiplantae, Streptophyta, Lycopodiopsida, Selaginellales, Selaginellaceae. Bases 16 to 915 code for a protein of 299 amino acids. The transcript is spliced from 3 exons.
UGUCUUUUCCCUUUCAUGGAUCCUGGGAGAGGUCCUCACGACUAUCAAGGUUGGGGAGUUUCAAGAAGGAUUGGAUGGCAUCACCAUCACUUUCGGCCCCCAGUUCCAGUUCCUCCGUCUCCAUUGCCAUUCGCUCCAGCUCCAGCUCCAUUCCCAUCUCCUAUUACUCCAACACCAUUCCCAUCUCCAACUCCAUCUCCAACUAUUCCAACUCCAUUCCCAUCUCCAACUCCAUCUCCAACUCCAACUCCAACUAUAUCACCAGCGUCAACAAAAACAACAGCGCUUCUAUCUUUGAUUCCUUUUGUGGUGUUCGUAGGAGUGGUAGCACUAGUAGCGUUCGGGCUUUGGUGGGUCUUUGAGAGAAAAAGGAAAGAUGAUGGUGAUGGAGAUAGGGAAAAACAUGAAACUCGAGUCGAGCUAGGUUUUAUCAGCUGUCGCAACGAAGCGGAGCUCCAGCAAGCCGAGGAUGGUUUACUAAGAGAAAAAGAGGGAGACUUUGCGAUUGACGUUGGCGUGCAGGAAUGUUCAGAAGCUCCAAUACACCAUGUAGAUUCUAUCCAAACUAGCAGCAAGGAGAGAGUUGGUGACAUCAAUAGUUGCCAUGCACAAGAAUCUUCAGAAACUAUCCAAACUAGCAGCGAGGAUAAAGCUUGCGAGAUAGAAGAACUAGGUCAUGCCAAGGAACAAGGUGGCGGCGGGAACAAUAGAUGUCGGAAGAGCCAAUUCGGGAGGUCUUUGGCCGCAGAGUAUGUAGAUGCUGCAAUGGCUUGCAUUCGUAACGAUGGAACAGGGACGAAUUCCUCGUUUACCGUCGUAAGGAUGAGGACCGCACUGAUAAAACUCACCCGGGCCAUGGAGAUUCUGAAGGCGGAGAGCAGUGAGCACGAGGGCCUCUCGAAAAUAUUCCAGUAG